UGGCCGAGUCCCACGUGCUGGAUCCAUCCCCAGGGUCUUCCUUGCUGGCGUGUCCCAUGAGAGCCUGGUUACACCCACUCCUCCGGCCACGGCUCUACUGGGGAUUUCCACCCCAGGGACCUCCCUGCUGAGACAAGCUCUGGAUUUAUCAGCACGUGUGCGUUGCCCCUGGAUUCCUCACGGCAGUGGGAGUGCUGCGGAUUACCGAUGUGGUGACGCUGGUUUAUUGCUGCCUGAAGUGGAUUUAUCCGUGCGGCAGGGCCCAGGCUCGCUGCCGGUGUAAAUCACCACGGCAUGGCUGGCAGGAGCCUCCAUGCUAUGGCUGCAUCCCAACAGGCCCUAGGCAUUCCAGCUUCCCUGGGGGUUUCGUGGCCAGGCUCCCCAUGGGACCGUGUGCUCCACAGAUCAGCUGCCCCUUCUCCAUCUCACUCUUGUGCCCACUGAAACGAGAAUAAAAUGGUGAUAAUGCUGCAGACAUCCUCUGGAAAGGACUCCGAGGCAGAUGAAAAGCCCUACUUAAGAGAGAGGCCAUUAUUAUUAAUAACUCGGAGCGAGGCUGUAAAUUCAGCCGACACAGCUAUUAUGGGAAAUGAACCUGCUCCUGUGCUGGAUUGCAGGCUGCCAGGUGUGGGAUGGGGAUGGGCACAGGAGAGCAGGGCUGCAUGUCCCCAUGGCUGCUGGCUAGGUCAUGUCCACAGCUGGGGCAGCAUGGCCAGAGGAGCCAAAACCACCUGACUCCAUCUGGGCUCUCUGGGAUGAUUUCUUGGCUUUUCUGGUAAGGCUGGAGGUUGGACGGAGGGAUCCUGGGCACAGGUCUCCUCCCAGAGGGAAGGGAGGUGACUGAGUUUUGCAAUGAGGCUGAGACCUGGCCCAAGCUCAGGUCAGGGGUGAUGCAGGAUAUGAGGAGCAUGGGCAGAGAGCUGGGAGAGGCCAGGGUGGUGCAGUGGGCCUGGGGCUGGGCUGGGCAGGACUCACUGUGGCCAUCCUGGGCUGACUGUGCCCAGCUGGCCAGUGUCCAGGACAGUAUCACACCUUGGCAAAGGUUGCAUUAAAAUAAAAAUAACUUGGUACCAUUCAGUGCCCAUCGCCUGCAGCCAGGUCAGAAAAAGGCAAAGCUGCCGCGGCUGCCAUUCCAUCAGAAUGACUUCACCUCAGGCACUGUCACCCCAGAGCGGGACAGCCCUGGGGCCGGCGGGUGCCCAGGGUCGGGCAGGGGGUGCUGUGGGGGUGUGGAGUGCCAUGAGGGUGCCACAUGGGUGUCACGGAGGUGUGGAGCAGCAGCCAUGGGCUUGUGGUGCUGCCUGUACCCAGCUCAGGAGCUUCUGCGGAGGAACGAGCUUUGAUAUAAAUAUCUUUUUGCUCAGCACACGACCUACUUUCCAGACAAUGCCAUUAGCCUCCCGACUCCCUCAUUCAUCUUCUGCUGUCCUCCCCCAGCCCUCCCUGCACUGGCACCCGCGCCAACACGGCACACUGGCCGUGGAGUGGUGAGCCAGGAUGGGCACCUGGCUCAGUGGCACCAUGGGGACCCCGUGCUGGGCUUGGGGCCAGCCAGCAACCCCAUUCUCACAGCUGGCAGGGGGCUGUUGCUGCCUGUCCUCUGCCCCUGCUCUGGUGCUGUAGAGAGGGUCCCGUUGGGGGUUCCUCCACCCCACCCCAUCCCAUGGGAUACUCAGAUUGGUCUGCCUUCCUACAGCCUCCAGCCCCAUUCUCUUCAAAAUAAGUGAUCUGGGUGGCAAACAGCCUCACCCAGGGACAUCUUCACCCAGGCACAGCCUCAUUGGGUACAUCCUGGUCAGAGCAGAGGGGAGCACAGUGAAACAAACACUCAUUCGCUCAGGGCUGGCCCAGGGGAGGGUGUGGGGUCAGGACGCCUCCUGAGCACCCCCAGAGCAUCCCUGGUGCUGGGCCCACACACGUGGUUCAUGUGAGGAUGAUUCCACAGGAGCUCCCACGUGCUGGCAGAGGCUGUGCCGUGUAGUUGGCAGCUGGUGAGUGGCAGGUGGGAUUAGGGGCAGGUGGGGUAGAGGGUGCACAGUUCCAUUGGCAUGACACUGUCCAGCCCCUCUGGCUUAUGGCCAUGGCCCUGACACCAGUUUUCCCCCAAGAGCUGGAAACACCUCUCCAGGCCCACCAUCUGCACACCUCCGUGUACCCCUGGGAUGAGCCCCCACUCCUCCCCUGCAGCUAAAAUUAAAUAUUCAAUUUGUAUUGCUGGUAAAUCCUGCAAAUCUCUUUUCUCUCUAAGCUGUUGUGGCAGGAAUAUCGGUGGUGUAAUCUUCAUGGGGGCUUGUCCCGCUGCCCUUCACAGCUCCCCACCUUGGACCACACUCCCUUUUCCCCACAUUUCUCCCUGGGAUGCUUCUGGUGGUGGAGCAGGUCUCCAGUGCCAACAGCAGAGCACCCCAUGGCACCCAUUCUGUGGGUGCUGCUGGCUUUGGGGACAGGGGUGUGCAUGGUCCCCAAACUGUGAUGGAACUGCUCUUGGCCCAGGUGAUCCAGGUGGUCCCACCAGAGCAUCCCCCAUGCCCACCAUGUCCUCACUCACCAGCUGUGCCCCCCCUCCCCUUGCUCUGUCCCCGCUCUAAGAGCAUUGUGCAGAAUUAUGUAUUUAAAUAUUUAGGUUUUCAUCAGCUUUGCAAAUUAAGCCCAUCCAUUAAAGCGGCAGUUUGGCUCUGCUGGCAAGCUGGGCUGUGCCAUGCCUCGGGCUCUCUGUGCUCAUCCCAGCCCUGGCCCCAAGGGAUGCAGCCUGGGAAUGGGAUGUGAUGGCCCGGAGCAUCCCUGCUGGCACAAGGACCAAGAGCUCUGCUUCCUCUCCAUUCCUGGAAACUCUGGCCCCUUCAGCCCAGCUGCAGGAGAGCCGUGGGAGGGGAUGGCGCCAUGAAGGGAACCAGUUUGGACUGGUUGUUAUUUGGGGUGGAGUGGAGAAUGCCGAGUGCUGGGGAAAGUAGGAUGAGAAGCAACGCUAGUGACAGGUGAGAGCCCUGGCUCAGCAAGCACCUGGCAGGAUCAGAGCAGGGAUGGCAGUGCCAGCCUGAUGGAGGCUCAGUGGGAGUAAAGCUGGGGAUGGAAGGUUCAGCUUGCCCAGGGGUUGGGAGGAAAUGGGCAGGAAAUGGCCAGAGCUGUCACUGCUGCCAUGCUCAGUGAGAAGGCUGUGCUGUCCCAAGCUCACCAAAGAGGCUCUGGAGCGAUCCCUGGCUUAGGUCAAUAUCCCAUGGCUGGGGAGUAAGUGGCUCUUUAAGCCUCAGCAGCAUGGUCUAGCUGGUGGCUCCAUGUGGCAGGAGGGAAAAAUGGGGGUGAGGGGGAAAUGGGGUUCAUCCAGCACUCCUGCCAGCUGGGGACCCUGGCACAGCUGCAGGGCCUGAGGGGGCUGCCAUGGCCCCCAGUGGCUCUGGCACAGGCAGAUCUAACUCCUGGGGGAUGCUGGAGCCCCCUGCCUGCCUGGGGCAGUGCUGGAGUGAAAAGCCAGGUGGGAGUGUGGGCAGAGCCACCAGGGUGAGUGCAGCACAGGGGGAUGUCCCUGCUUGUUCCUCCCUUUUGCUGCAGGUGAACAUCAGGCUGUGGUCUCCCCGUGGGCUCCCCAGUGUCACCUGCAUGUCCCCCUUUCCCACCAAGGCCUGGAGGGCACCUGAGCAGUGUGCUGGCUGCCACUGGCUGCAGGCAGUGCGGGAAGAUGUUGAGUGUGUCCAAGGGAGGGGAGCUGUCCAUGGGCAUCACCGGUGAUGGGUGCUCAUCCAUGCGGCUCAGUCCCCACAGUCCCUGUGCCAGCUGUCAUGGGCUGGAGCCCUGGAGCCCUGCCUGGCCAGGGAAUCUCUCCACAGUGGUCUCCCAACUCAGUUGGCUGCACUCCUGACACUCUGGCUGUGGGGUCCCACCCCUGGCAGUUGAUGCCCUCUGUGCCACAUCCUGGCUCCUGUGGGCAGGAUGAGCAUUGCUGCGGGGCUGAGGGGGCUGGAGGUGCCUGUGCCAUGGGGCUUCUGGCUUCUUACCCCUGCCAGCCUUUCCUCUGCCUGCACCUACACAGGGAUGCUGCCAUGGCCAUUCCCUGUGCCACCACUUUCCUUCUCAGCCAGGUUCCUGGGAUCUGGCUGCCAUGCCUAGGUGUUCCCCGUCCUAAAGGGCUUUUGAAGAUGCGGCUCUUCCACCAAGAUCUGGUUUGGGCUUUGCAGGGCUGGAGUGCCAGACUCCUUUCUCUGCUGGCUCUGCCUUCGCAGCUCCAGGAUGCUCCAGCUCCUUUGCACACCCAGCACAGCAGCACAGCUCUAGCCCCCAAAGAAUCAGGUCUGGGGCCAGGGUGGGUGGUCCUGGGCUGUGUGUGCCAUGCUGGGAGGGGGUUCCAGUUCCCCCCGUGGUAGCAAAAGUCAAAGCCAGUGAUGUUGUGGCAGGGAGUCCCAGCACUGGCAGCCGUGCAGGGAUCCCUGGCAGCUGGGCACAUCGUGGCCGUAUUUCCUCGCUCUGCUCCAGGAGUAAUUGCUCAGAUGGGGACGUGGGGCAACUCCCAUCCCUCUCCCGGCAUGGUAAUGAGUGAAGAAGAACUCAAAGACAAAUGGCUCAUUAAGAAGCAGUGCUGCAUUGCAGGAUUUUUCAUCCCACCAACCGCUGCAUCAGCAGAGGCAGCACCUCUCACACUCGCUCUCCCAGCCCUGGAGAAGGAGCUGUCAGGCAGCUGGGGCUGAUGCCAAAAUUAAUCAUGUGCUUAAUAACGUGCCCGGCCCGUUGAACAGCCUGUCCUCAGCCUCCCAGUGCGUGGAGUGGGGCUGCCGUGCUGGACUGGAGCCCUGGGGCACCGUGGAUUUAGGUUUGGUGCCUAGGAAGCGCCCAUGCUCAGGGAGAAAGGAAGUGCCAGGGCACGGCUGAGCCAGGGGAGAUACCCCCAGCCUCGGGGUCCCAGAGUCCCCCAGUUAUGUCAGGGUACCAGGGUUCCCCAGAUUUGUCGGGGUGCUAGAGCCCCCUGCCCUGUUGAGGUCCCAGCCAGUUGUGCUGGCUUCUGUGGCCGUCUCUGUGGCCUCGAUAAAUACUUCCUGCUCCACUCACAUCUCCAAUUCCUAAGCUUUUGUUCAUCUUUCAUGACUUUUUAAAAAUCUCGCCUCAUCUCUUUUUUCCAGCGGUGCCCGGUUGGAUCCUACCCCUCACAGCCCUCUGCAGGCAGUGCCUGCCUGCAGCUGCUCUGCUUUCUUUUAGUAACAGUAAUUGGUUUUGAUUUCCUGAUUGCAGCCAGUGUAUUUGCUGUGAUCUUAGCAUCCUGCUCACACUGUUUUCCUCUACUCCUUUUCCUCUUUCCUUUUUGUUUUUUCCACUUCCCCCUUUUCUCUUUCCUUCUCCUCUUUUAUAUCCCCUUUACUUUCCUAUUCCCUUUCCCUUUCUUCACCUUUCCCCUUUCUGUGCUAAAUUAGGUGAUCUCUUACUAAGCCACUCUUUUAUUUUCCUCCAGGCUGAGUAAAUGUUACUAAUUCAACCUCAUAAAAUAACAGAACAAUUAGUAAUAAAAUAAAAUGUUUGCUUUCCACAAUCCUUCUCACUUACAAUGAGUGGGGAAAGAGUAAAUAGAUUAAAAGCACGGUGGAAACGACCUGGCAGUAUUCCAUAUUUAUUUUCUUCCAACGACCAUAGAUCAAAUUUGUUCAGCCCCUAAGUGGGAAAACCACUUUAUUUUAUUUUUUUCCCCAGCUCCAGCUUGCGCGCGGUGCCGGGUGCUCACGCUGUGUGUUUGUUCUCUCCCGCUUUCAUCCCGAGCCAUAAAGGUCCCCAGCAGGACCUAAGCUGGCAGAACCUUGCAUUAAUUUGCAGAGCAGUUCGGGCCGAGCUCGCACCUCUCCCAGGCUGGAAGCUGGAAAAAAGUCCCUUUGGUGAGGCUGGAAAGCCGGGGUGGCGGGAGGAGGCUUUGUGGAGCAAGUGGCCAGAUCCAGAGCAAAUGAAAGUCGAUGGUGAGGUGGCUGCUGGGCUAGCUCUGCACCCGCUGGCAGGGAAUUGCAUAACAAGAUGGGACUGGGGAUGGUUUUGGGGCUAAACUGGGUGAAACACGUGGCCGUGGCCGUGCAGAGCUGUCCCCGUUGCUGUGCUAGUGUGGGGUGGCCUCAGGGGAGGAUGGAAGGCUGGGCUGAUAAAAAUACAGGGGGAGGUGUCUCAGGCUGGCUUUGGGAAGGAACACCCUUGCUCUGGCUUCACCCCACUCCUGUUCCUCCCCCAGAGCCUGCUGCCCCGGGGAUUCCCAGUGUGGAGGAGCUGCUGCUGGCGGGGCCAUGAGGACAGCAUCCCCCUGAGUGCUGGGUGAUGAGCCCGCAGGGGCAUCCCUGCAAGAUGCCGAGGCUAUGGGGUGGGUGCUGAAAUAAUGAAGGGCUACCAUGGGGAGCGUAGCCAGACACAGCCCUCCUCUGGCCACCGCUGCCGCUGCAUCCCAGAGAACUGCGAGCACCCUGCCGACUACAUCCCGCACUGCCCCGAGGGCCAGCCACCGUACCUGCUCAGCCCCAGCGAGCCGUGUUCCCUGGAGCAUCCCUACUGCCCAGCACGGAGCCCUGGUGCGGCCAGCGAGUGCCUGGGCAGGCCCCUGAGCGAGCCGCCCUCUGCCAGCGCCAGCAGCACCUUCCCGAGGAUGCAUCACGCGCAGCAGCCCUACGACUCCUGCGACGAAUGCAUGGCGACCGCCCACCCAGCCAGCAAGAUCAACCGCCUGCCCCCCACGCUGCUGGACCAGUUCGAGAAGCAGCUGCCGCUGCACCACGACGGCUUCCACACACUGCAGUACCCCCGGGCUGGCGGCGCCGAGCCCCGAAGUGAGAGCCCCAGCCGCAUCCGCCACCUCGUCCACUCCGUCCAGAAGCUCUUUGCCAAGUCCCACUCCUUGGAGGCGCCGGCCAAGCGGGACUACAACGGUGCCAAGAUGGACGGCCGCGGGGACGGCUACCACCACCACCACCACCACCACCAUCACCACCACCACCACCAGUCCCGCCAUGGCAAGCGUAGCAAGAGCAAGGACCGUAAGGUGGACUCCCGGCACCGGUCCAAGAUGUUGGGCUGGUGGAGCUCCGACGACAACCUGGACAGUGACAGCAGCUACAUGGUGUCCGGCCGGCACGCCACCGACCAGGGCACCCAGUACUGCGUGGACGCUCCCGAAAGUGCCUUCAGAGACUUGACCUUGAAGAGUCUAAAGGGCGGUGGGGAAGGAAAAUGCCUGGCCUGUGCCGGCAUGUCCAUGUCUCUGGAUGGCCAGACGCUCAAGAGGAGUGCCUGGCAUACCAUGACCGUCAGCCAGGCCCGUGAAGCCUAUCCCAGCGCUGGCGGCACUGAGAAGACCUUGAUGCUUCAGGAAGCAAAGGCCAAAGACCGGGCGUACCAGUACCUGCAGGUGCCGCAGGACGAGUGGAGCGGGUAUCCGGUGGGCAAGGACGGGGAGAUCCCGUGCCGGCGGAUGCGCAGUGGCAGCUACAUCAAGGCCAUGGGCGACGAGGACAGUGCCGACUCGGACAUCAGCGCCAAAGUGUUGCCCAGGGCAGCCACGCGGCGAGACAGCUACCGCCGCUCCUCCAGCGCUGACCAGGCCAGGACCAAGUUUGCAAGUAGGCACUAUUCUGAUUCAUAUAUCUGUAACUGUCCCAGCUGCUGCACGCCACCACGAAUGCUCCCGCGGGGACAGAGCUACGGGCGUUCCUUCACCACUGGCCAGAUCAACGAUGAGCUCAACCACCAGUUUGAGGCCGUCUGCGAGUCGGUCUUUGGUGAGGUGGAGUCGCAGGCCGUGGAGGCGCUGGACCUGCCUGGCUGCUUCCGCAUGCGGAGCCACAGCUACCUGCGGGCCAUCCAGGCAGGCUGCUCCCAGGAUGACGACUGUCUCUCACUCUUCUCCAUGUCGGCCCCUCCUGGGCCACCCAUCACCAGCAGCAUCCUGAAGCCCAGCACUUCCUUCAGUUACAGAAAAGCUCCACCUCCCAUCCCUCCAGGAACCAAAGCCAAACCUCUCAUCUCCGUCACGGCGCAGAGCAGCACCGAGUCCACCCAUGAGAGCUACCUGCCCAGCGAGGUCACCCGCAGCCCCGCCUGGUCCAAAGAUGCCACGGCCCGCUGCAACUCAGCUGAGAGCCUGGAGAGCUCCAAGGUGACUGCUGUGGCCCUCGACCUGCCCCCGGUCCAGCCCCAUGCUGCUCCCAAGCCCUCCACGCUCAUCAUCAAGGCCAUCCCAGGCCGGGAGGAGCUGCGAAGCUUGGCUCGGCAGCGGAAGUGGCGUCCCUCCAUCGGCGUCCAGGUUGAGGCCGUCUCUGACUCGGAUACAGAGAGCCGGAGCCAGAGGGAAUUCCAUUCCAUUGGGGUGCAGGUGGAGGAGGACAAAAGGCGAGCGCGUUUCAAGCGCUCCAACAGCGUGACAGCGGGCGUGCAGGCGGACCUGGAGCUCGAGGGCUUCACCGGCCUGGCCGUGGCCACCGAGGACAAAGCCCUGCAGUUCGGGCGGCCCUUCCAGCGGCACUCCUCGGAGCCCGAGUCGGGCCGGCAGUAUGCCGUGUACAAGACCGUGCACACGCAGGGGCAGUGGGCGUACCGCGAGGAUUACCAGCUGCAGUACGACACGGUGGAGGUGCCCCGGCGCGACGCUUGGAUAGAGCGGGGCUCCCGCAGCCUCCCUGACUCUGGCCGCGCCUCCCCGUGCCACCGCGACGGGGAGUGGUUCAUCAAACUGCUGCAGGCAGAGGUGGAGAAGAUGGAGGGCUGGUGCCAGCAGAUGGAGAGGGAGGCAGAGGACUAUGACCUGCCCGAGGAGAUCCUGGAGAAGAUCCGGAGCGCGGUGGGCAGUGCCCAGCUCCUCAUGUCCCAGAAGGUGCAGCAGUUCUACCGCCUCUGCCAGCAGAACAUGGAUCCCAAUGCAUUCCCUGUGCCCACUUUCCAAGACCUGGCUGGCUUCUGGGACCUCCUGCAGCUCUCCAUUGAGGAUGUCAGCAUGAAGUUUGGGGAGCUUCAGCAGCUCAAGGCCAAUGGGUGGAAGAUCAUGGAGCCCAAGGAGGAGAAGAAGGUGCCUCCCCCGAUACCAAAGAAGCCGCCCCGCUCCAAGGUGCACCCGGUGAAGGAGCGCUCCCUGGACUCGGUGGACCGGCAGCGGCAGGAGGCCCGCAAGCGGCUCCUGGCAGCCAAGCGAGCCGCCUCCUUCCGCCAGAGCUCGGCCACUGAGAGUGCGGACAGCAUCGAGAUCUACAUCCCCGAGGCGCAGACCCGGCUGUGACCGCAGCCUCCGCUUUUCUACCCGGACUGGACGGCGCGGCCGUAGCUCACUGUGAUGAGGGGCCGCGGGGACACCCUGGGGCAGAUCUUGGCCCCACUCACAGCUUCUCUCUUUUCUAUCUUAGCCCUUUCGUGGAUCCAACGGCGGGUGAACGCAAAGCCCGGUUCUGCCCCGAUCCCUUGCCCCCCGCCCGCAUGCCCCUGCCAGCCUCUCCUGGGGUCCAGGGCUCUCCCUCCCUCUGCCCUCCCUGGGGCUGUGUCCCAGCUUUCUGUCCCCUUCCCACUCCCCAGCCCUUCUGCACACCCGCCUCUGCAUCCCAACCCAAAGAGAGGUGACCUUCGGCACCCAGCCCUGCUGGGCUGGAGGGGAGGGGGCUGCAGGCAGGCCCCCCCGCCUCUCUGUACUCAGUGCAAUCCCCUGGUGUGUGGUGGGGACAAGCCCCCAGCCCUGCCCAGCCACAGCCCCCAGCCCUGCCCUGCUGGCACAAGGCUUUGAGAUGUGGUGGGGACAAAGGGGUCCCCCUCGCUGCUCCCUCUGCCUGCGGCUCAGGUGCCAUGGGGACCCAGGGCUCCCUCCCCUGUAUACAUAUAUAAAUAUAACCCAAGGAAUAAACCAGAAACUACACGUGACCAGCGCUGUGUCCUGCCUGGAGUUCGGACCAGAGCAGCAGAUGCCCCCGGUCACGGCGAGCCGCCCUGCUUCCCUCGCACGGAGCAUCUCCACACGCUUCUCCCCUUCCCGCUCAGCCCUUCUUCCCCUCAGUCCAUCCCUCAUCUGUCUGUCCUUCCCUCCUGCCAGCCUGGAGUCCAGGAGCACCUCUGCAAUGUGACAGGGACAGGCCAUAGUCCCGCCGUGCCUUGCUGCAGGUGGGAGAUGCUUCCCCAGCGGGCCUGUUCCCACCUGCAGUGACAAGGAGCACACCUGUGCUUGGCACCAGUGGGUGGGACAGGAGUGUGAACAUGGCCAGCAGCUGCUCCUUCAGUGUGGAGCUAGAGACCCCCUCAGGGGGUCACCCUUUCCCCCGAGCUUCUGAAGCCCUGCGGGAUGGGACCCCAGGAUAGGGCUGUCAUGUACCUGAUGCCUCUCAGGGCCAAGGGACACCCUGGGGUGUGGCUGUUCCCAGCUCCCCCAUCACUGUGCACAGAGCCAGGAGCAGGGUGGAAGGUCCCCUCCAGGGCAGAGCAGCAUGGUGGGGCAGGAGGCUGCAUCUGCCUCAUCCCUGUUCUUAACCCCGUUCUCCAAGCAUCCUGUCAAGAAAAGUGUCACUUUUGGUGUCAGAGGGGGGAGGAGCCCACCCCCAUCCCUCACUCUGCCAUGCCAGCAGCCCCAUGCAGCAUCACCAGCCACCCUCCAGGGCAGGGCCAGUGGGUGCCAGGAAGCUCCUGAAAUCUGGGGCCAAACCUUGCCCAGGCCCUCAGGCAGGGUGAUGGGAUCAGAGGCAGCUGGGGGACGCCUUGCUGGGGUCCCUUGCUCCUGGGGGUCCAUCGGUGCUAAACACCUCCAUGACGGCAGCACCCACUCAGCCACCCAAAGCCCUUCCCCACCCCACUCCCCCUGCACCCUGGAUUUAGGGAUGUGUCUGGGAAGGGCCCCCGGCCCCCGCCCCGGCCAGCGCCGUGCAGUGACCGUGACACGUGGCUCCCUUUUUAUUGUAACGAACCGUCGCAAUUAAUAAAGAUGACUUUGGUUACUCCGGGCCAGCGGCCGCUUCCCUGCGGGGACAUGGCUGGCACCGGGCUCGCCUUUCA
Messenger RNA from Parus major (Great Tit), 10959 nucleotides. RefSeq names its product DLG associated protein 3 (gene DLGAP3). Gene Ontology annotation, molecular function: molecular adaptor activity. The coding region runs from base 6329 to 9211 and encodes 960 amino acids. The transcript is spliced from 11 exons. Gene Ontology annotation, cellular component: glutamatergic synapse; postsynaptic specialization. Gene Ontology annotation, biological process: signaling. NCBI's taxonomy places the organism in Eukaryota, Metazoa, Chordata, Aves, Passeriformes, Paridae. The record is from RefSeq and is a predicted model, not a curated record.